CUGGCAGUAGGCGUGAGGUGAUCGAGCCUGGCUCCCACCGUAGCCUGGCUCCCUGGCGUCUGAUGAUGAGUUUGACCCCCUCCAGGGGAUGCCUCCUGGACCUGCCCUGGGAAGACAUCUUGGUUCCACAUAUCCUCUGUCAUCUGCCGCUGCAGCAGCUCCUGAGCCUGCAGAGGGUCAGCAAGUCGUUCCAGUCUCUCAUCCAGCUGUACCUGGCCAACAUGCGCUGCUUUGACUCAAGCCAGAUCGGACCUGCCAUCCCUCGAGCUGCUUUUGUUAACCUGCUGAAGGACAACGAAGUACUGCAGCAGCUGGCACUCCAGAACUGCUCCGACUGGCUGACGGACAGGGAGCUGCUCCCGGUCAUCGGGCAGAACCACCACCUGCACCAGAUCCAGCUGAAGGGCUGCGCCCAGCUCAGCCGCCACGCGCUGGUGGCCAUCUCGCUGAGCUGCCCCAACCUGCGCCGGCUCUCCCUGGCUCACUGCGAGUGGGUGGACAGCCUGUCCCUGCGCAGCCUGGCCGACCACUGCAAGGCGCUGGAGGCUGUGGACCUGACGGCCUGUCGCCAGCUGAAGGAUGAGGCCAUCUGCUACCUGGUGCAGAAGUGCGGCAGGCUCAAGUCUCUGUCGCUGGCUGUCAAUGCCAACGUGGGCGACGCGGCGGUUGAGGAGAUUGCCAAGUGCUGCCCCGAGCUGGAGCACCUGGACCUGACGGGGUGUCUGCGAGUCAAGAAUGAUUCCAUCAGGGUCCUGGCUGAGUACUGUCCCAAGCUGCGCUCGCUGAAGGUGAAGCAUUGCCACAACGUGGCCGAGUCCAGCCUGAGCAUCCUCCGAAGCCGUGGGGUGGAGCUGGAUGUGGAGCCUCCACUGCAGAGGGCUCUUGUUCUCCUGCAGGAUGUGGUUGGCUUUGCCCCUUUCAUUAACCUCCAGAUCUAGAACUGCUGCUGCUGGGGACAGGGGGGACUGACAUGACGCUGGGAUCCCGGGAGGAUGCCCGAACUGGCUGCUGCAGAGA
Pelecanus crispus (Dalmatian pelican) is the source of this 1017-nucleotide messenger RNA. Lineage: Eukaryota; Metazoa; Chordata; Aves; Pelecaniformes; Pelecanidae. The record is from RefSeq and is a predicted model, not a curated record.